Ananas comosus (pineapple) is the source of this 808-nucleotide messenger RNA. RefSeq names its product upstream activation factor subunit spp27. The coding region runs from base 147 to 443 and encodes 98 amino acids. NCBI's taxonomy places the organism in Eukaryota, Viridiplantae, Streptophyta, Magnoliopsida, Poales, Bromeliaceae. The transcript has 3 exons. Gene Ontology annotation, cellular component: nucleus. The record is from RefSeq and is a predicted model, not a curated record.
GGCGAUUUUGAUUCGGAGAUGUCGUACCCUCUCCAGCACUCGCCCUCCGCAUAAACCAUCCGCCCUCUCGGUCGCGCACAAGGGAGCCGGGGGUGGUGGGGUUAAAACUUAUAAAAAGUCGGCGGCGAAUCUGCAGAGGUGCGGAGAUGGUGCUGAGGAAGGCGGCGACAAGCGCGUGCCCGAAGAAGGUGGCGAGCCUGGUCGACCUCGCCAACCUCCCCUCACCGCUGCGGGAGUUCGCCGGGCAGUCCCAGAUGUCCCACCUCGCCUUCUUCGUCCGCGUUUGGUCCUACAUCAAGGAUCACAGUCUCCAGGAUCCAGCAAAUAAGAAUGUAGUGAAUUGUGAUGACAAGUUGAAGAGUAUAUUGUUGGGAAAGCCUCAAGUCGAGCUUGCGGAGCUACCAAUGCUUAUUAAACUCCAUUUCCCGAAAACCUCGAAGUAACUGUUUAUAUGAUGGUGAUGGUGAUAAUGUUUGCUUGGUGGAUGCGGCUUGGUUCGGAUCAAAUGAUGGCGGGCAUCGAGAUUUCAAGGUUACGAUCCAAUGUUUUGCCACUUUGCCGACUAAUAGAAUUGAUUUUGAUACUGUCAAAUAUAUUCAUCAAAUCCAGUCAUUAUUUAUUUGCUAAAUUUGACCGGAUUUGAUGAAUUUGAUCUGCUUUAAAAUUGGUUUGUUAUAAUUGGUUGUAUAGUCUUCCUAGUUUUGUAACUUAAUACUGUUAGGUUUGAAAUUUUGGUAGGUUAUGAUGCUUUACUAAGGUGAUGUUUGGUUGGCUGAAAAUAAAGCAAUGAAAGUAGCAUCUUUAGAAA